Chaetomium fimeti is the source of this 1208-nucleotide messenger RNA. Its product is annotated as Alpha/Beta hydrolase protein. The record is from RefSeq and is a predicted model, not a curated record. The transcript has 2 exons. Lineage: Eukaryota; Fungi; Ascomycota; Sordariomycetes; Sordariales; Chaetomiaceae. The coding region runs from base 97 to 1068 and encodes 323 amino acids.
GUAUAACUGUAAACUGUAUGUACAAAUUGAACACUAAACAAUCCACCAUCUGGAAAACUGCCUGCCGGAACCCUCUCUCUUCCAUUGCGCUUUAAGAUGGAGGACAGAAACAUCACAUUGAAAACCAAGCCUGGUGCCCCCCUCCAUGUAUCAAUCGCCCACCACCAGCCGCAGGACGAGAGACAGUUAUCUGACACCCUGGUUGUAUUUCUGAACGGCCUUGUACUCCCUCGCGCCGGCUGGUUUGAAACAGUCGAGCAUCUCUCCAAACUCCGCAGCGAUUCCAACCAGCCGACGCCUGCUCUACUCUGCUAUGAUCGGUACGGCCAAGGGAAAUCAGACUCGGACCCGUUUGACAUCCAGGACUCGCCUUACGGACACGAUGCUCGUGCCGCCAUCGCUGACCUCCAUCAGCUUCUCAUCCAGGUUUCCCAGGAUGAGCUCCACCGCCAGGUCGAAGACCUUCGCAUAAUUCUGGUCUGCAACUCCAUCGGAUGUCCUCUCGCCCGCCUCUACGCGGCCGAGCACCCAGGCCGUGUGGGGGCGUACCUCUUCCUAGACUCGAUGAUGGCCAACACAGAUUUCGUUUCCGUGUUCCCCGACCCGGCCGAGCCCGACUUUGAUGAAAGCCAGCUGGCGGAGGGCGUCACGGCCGAGGGGUUGCGACAUGCGCGGGACAAGUUCCGCGAGUUCUUCCACCCGACGGUGCCGAAUUCGGAGCGUUUAGACCGGAGAAACCUCAGGGAGCUCCUGCCGCAUGCGAGCGAACCCGCCCUACCCAACGCCCCCGGGGGCGAUCCUCCGCUCUUGACGGUGGUGGGGCAUGACUGGGAUGAGUUUGCGGACCAGUGCGAGAAGGGCCCACUAGCUGUACCCAAGGCUAUCAUCAACACGUAUAUGAACCCGGCCUGGGGUACGUAUAAUGAGGGCUUGACUCGCCUCGUGCAGGUGACGAGUGACGUCAAGAUUGCAAAGGGUUGCGGCCACUUCAUUCAAAAGGACGACCCGGCCUUUGUAGCGGGUAAGAUCGACGGCAUUUUAAACGAGCUGCGGAAUCGUGGACAAUAGUUUAAAGCCGCCGCCCUGGACACGUCUACGAAAAGGUCUAGGGGCAGACCUCUGGAGUCGGGAACGGCGCUAUAUCGGAGCGGGAAGAGAGAGAGGACGUGACAGACCAGAUGGCAGAGGACAGUGCAGAAAGAAAUACA